UUUUUUGUGAGAGAUUAUUGCAUUAUAGUUGCAAUUGGCAUCAUUCCUCUUGCGUGAGAUUGGCAUGAUGCGAGUCACAAGUACAGUUGAGUUGGGACCACGUGUCAUCCUAUGGUUCGUGACAUGCAACUUGUUACACUGAAGAGAUGUGGGGAUGCGUUCACACGUGCCGUAGGGGUGCCGGUAGGUUAGCUGGCCCGCCCCCAUCUUCUAUUCUCCGAUUCUCCGCUCUCGCCGCAAAUUACGAAACAGCCCCUCAACUCGGAUGCCAUUUUCGUAGAUUUCUCGGGAUCCAGGGGCGUAGGGGAGAGACAACGUUGACCUGUGUAUCUGUCUCUGCCACGUCACCAAAUUGCGCCAGGUCAUCGUGUAAUGAAGUGACACAACUCGGUUACACCGAAGAAUUUCUCAGCCGAGCAGAAAACCAGCGGACAAAGCUCAAACAGUCAACACUCUCUUUUCCUCUUUUCUACCAAAUAUUAAUUUUUUUUAUCAUCACCAAAAAAAGCACAAAAGAGAGAAAGAGAGAGAGAGAGAGAGAGAGAGAGAGAGAAGAAUUUGAAUAAAUAACAAAUAAAAACGUCGAUCGAGGAGCGAACGCGCGGAGGAGGAGGAAGAAGAAGAGGAAGAGCUUUGUAAAGAGGAGAGGAUUCAAAUGCGAUGGGGAGCGGCGCAUCCCGCCUCUUCUCGUGCGUGAGGCCCUCAGGGGGCGGCGUCGGAGGCGGGGACGGGGCCGCGGCAGGGUUCGACCCCGGGCCCCUCGACGAGACCCUCGGCCACUCCUUCUGCUACGUGCGCUCCUCCUCCCCGGCGCACUCCCGCUCCUCCUCCGCCUCCUCCUGCACCGGCGGCGGCGGCGGCGGCGGCGGAGGGGGAGGCUCCGCCGCGGUGGAGACGGCCUUCAAGACCAUCUCCGGCGCCUCCGUGUCCGCCAACUCCUCCGCCACCCUCCCCGUCUACGGCUCCGGAGCCUCCGCCGCCGCGUCCUCAGGGUUCCGGAGCUCCUCCUCCUUCUCUGCCCUCCCCCUCCAGCUCGCCGCCGCCUCCGGGCCGCUCGAUCGCGGCUUCUUCCUCUCCGGCCCGAUCGAGCGGGGGGCCCUCUCGGGCCCCCUCGACCAAGUCCCCUUCUCCGGCCCGAUCGUAAAGAAGAAGCGCCGGGGCCUCCCGCGAAGGCUUCGGAAGCCCUCGCUCUUCGGGCGGAGCCUCUCCGAGAAGAACCGCCCCUGGGUCGUCCCCCUCCGGAGCUUCAACGGCCGCAAGGGCGAUCUCCCCGACGCCGCCGCCGCCGACUGCUCCGCCGCGGCGGAGGGCAGCGUCCAGUGGGCCCACGGCAAGGCCGGCGAGGAUCGUGUCCACAUCGUCGUGUCGGAGGAGCACCGCUGGCUCUUCGUCGGGAUCUACGACGGCUUCAACGGUCCCGAGGCCCCCGAUUUCCUCGUCGCCAACCUCUACCGCUCCGUCUUCGAUGAGCUCCGUGGCCUCUUCUGGGCGGAAGACGAAGAGGAGCCGCUACCUCAGGAAUCGAGCUUCGAGAAGGACGAGCGUCGUACCAGAGGGAGCGUUCUAGAAGAUUCUAGAGUCGUCUCCAAGCCCCUGUGGCAGUUCCUCGCCGAUGGGGAUGGCGAUGCGGAGCUCGAUUUCUCCGGAUCGGGUCGGUUUGCUUUCUCCCUCUCCAAGCUUCGGUACGGCAUCGGGAGCUGGAGGAAGGACGGCCGGAAGGUGCGGCUCCCGCGGUGGAUAUACGCCUCCGACGACAAGGCCAAGGAAUCCAGCAGGGUUGUGGCCGAUCGCGGCAGCAGCGGCGGCAGUCGGCGGCGGAAGGCAGCGCCUGCAGUGGCGGACCACGGGCUGGUUCUCGGAGCCCUGGCUCGAGCCCUGGAGACCACAGAGCUCGCCUUCUUGGAGAUGACAGACCGGGCAAUGGACUGCAAUCCGGAGAUGGCGCUCAUGGGCUCAUGCCUGCUCGUCGCACUGAUGCGCGACGACGACGUGUACGUCAUGAACGUUGGUGACAGCCGCGCCAUCGUGGCUCAGCGCAGGGAUUGGGGUAGUGUCGAUAGGCAAAUGGAUGAUGGCGGGUUUGGAUGUAACGAUGGGGGUCGUAACUGCGAUGUUGAGAUCGACGAGGCGUCGAGGAGAGAAGCGACGGAGUUGGGGGCGCUGCAGCUGUCAACAGAUCACAGCACAAGCAUCAAAGAGGAGGUGCUCAGGAUUAAGAGAGAGCACCCUGAUGAUGAUCAAUGCAUUGUCAAUGAAAGAGUGAAGGGACGGCUAAAGGUCACCCGCGCAUUUGGGGCUGGGUAUCUCAAACAGCCGAAGUGGAAUGAUGGAUUGUUAGAAAUGUUUCGGAAUGAGUUUGUUGGAACGGCGCCUUACAUAACUUGCACGCCCUCCCUUCGCCACUAUAAGCUGCGCCCAAAUGAUCAGUUUUUGGUCCUAUCUUCUGAUGGAUUAUAUCAGUAUUUGAGCAAUAAGGAAGUUGUUUUACAUGUCGAAAAUUUCAUGGAGAGGUUCCCAGAUGGAGACCCUGCACAAAGUCUAAUUGAGGAGCUGCUUUUUCGUGCAGCUCAGAAAGCUGGUAUGGACUUCUUUGAACUACUGGACAUACCUCAAGGGGACCGACGGAAGUACCAUGAUGAUGUUACAGUUAUGGUUAUUUCACUUGAAGGGAGAAUUUGGAAGUCCUCUGGGAAAUACGUUUGAUGUGCCCGAAAACUUAGAACGGCUCAUAUACUGUUUUGUGAUACACAAAAGCCCGCGGCGUAUAGCUGAUGCAAACAUGUUGAGAAAAUAUGGCAAAUGCGGAACUUGGCUUCUAUUGUCGAAGAGGUAAUUGAAAUGUGCAAUGAUUCAGGACGCAGCUUUGUUUUCUACAAAAGAUCACAUACAAAAAAGCCUUUGUUCGGAAUUGAAAAGAUUAUUUGUGGACUGGGGAUAAAAGAUGGAAAAUAUUUCGAUAAGCAGUGGAUAAUGGGGGAUGCUCAGCAUCAAGUGCUGUGGCAAAUAUUUUUUCUUUUCUAUUGGGGGAACAUUCUUACAAACAUCUAAAAAUUUUCCAAUUUCUUGUAGGAAAUGAGCCUUGUAAUAUGUUGCAGUUGCUCCAGUUGAGAGACUUAUAAAAGAUACAAAAAAAUUGUUCAGUUUUUUUUUAU
This is a messenger RNA of Ananas comosus (pineapple), 3152 nucleotides long. RefSeq names its product probable protein phosphatase 2C 26. NCBI's taxonomy places the organism in Eukaryota, Viridiplantae, Streptophyta, Magnoliopsida, Poales, Bromeliaceae. Gene Ontology annotation, biological process: protein dephosphorylation. Bases 661 to 2703 code for a protein of 680 amino acids. The record is from RefSeq and is a predicted model, not a curated record. Gene Ontology annotation, molecular function: protein serine/threonine phosphatase activity. The transcript has 4 exons.